Pyrgilauda ruficollis (rufous-necked snowfinch) is the source of this 415-nucleotide messenger RNA. RefSeq names its product maestro heat-like repeat-containing protein family member 1. Gene Ontology annotation, cellular component: cytoplasm. NCBI's taxonomy places the organism in Eukaryota, Metazoa, Chordata, Aves, Passeriformes, Passeridae. The annotation marks the transcript as partial. The transcript is spliced from 5 exons. The record is from RefSeq and is a predicted model, not a curated record.
GAAUUUCCCCGGGAGGCGCCGGGGGCGCUGCUGGAGCUGCUGCGGGCGCUGCUGCGGCGCCGCCCCCACGGCCUGCAGGAGAUCUUUGCCCACUUAGGGCCCUGGAUCCGGUCCCCGCGGGGCGCGGAGCGGGAGCGCGCCCUGGGCCUGAGCCGCGCGCUGCUGGGAUCCUUCCUCGGCGAGCUGCGCCUCAGCUCCCUGACCCCGUUCCACGCCCUGGGCUCCCUCCUGGCCCUGCUGGCCCCGCGCUGCUCCGACCCCGUUCCCCUCCCUGACUCCUCCCUGACCCCGUUCCACGCCCUGGGCUCCCUGCUGGCGCUGCUGGCCCCGCGCUGCUCCGACCCCGUUCCCCAAAUCCGCCGCCACGCCCUGGAUUGCGUCCGGGCCCUGCUGCGCAUCCAGCUCUGCUACCAAG